Molecule: messenger RNA, 290 nt
Organism: Geodia barretti
Lineage: Eukaryota; Metazoa; Porifera; Demospongiae; Tetractinellida; Geodiidae
Source: the annotation of a GenBank genome assembly
GGGAGAGGGAGAGAGGAGAGGGAGCACAAUAGUAAGCACACUUCGAGAGCUACCCCUCCAUUUGGCCUUCUCUCUAGCCCAAUAAGUAUUAGUGGUGCCAUUUUAGUACCUACCGAUAAGGAUUUGCAUUCCUUCCUUAUUUAUUACCAGGUCAAUGUCUGCAUGCAUGUCUUGUGAUCAUGCAUGUCAUGUGAUAUACAGCUGGCAUCACGUGUAAAGACAUUGACCAACCUCUUGCAAGAACUUCUAGGUCAAACACUGAAUGCAGACUCAACUUACUAGUGGCCUUU